Molecule: messenger RNA, 2082 nt
Organism: Rhagoletis zephyria (snowberry fruit fly)
Lineage: Eukaryota; Metazoa; Arthropoda; Insecta; Diptera; Tephritidae
Source: RefSeq, a predicted model, not a curated record
GUGAGAGGACCAGCACUUGCAGUUUUAAUCUUUUGACAGGAUCAAGCUGAAAUCAAUACAUUUUGUAAUUUGCUAUUAUAUAAAAUAAAGUUGCAUUAAGUUAAGUUGAAACGUUAAUUGCAUAAAUCUGACGGAUUUAUUAAUGGCGACGAGGAUGGGAUUAUCCCCAUCACAUUAAAAUUCUGUUUCAACAACGCGUGACUUUGGCAAGCGACACAAAAACUACGUGCAGAUAUUGAGAGCGGCUACAAGUCAGCCAGUGAAGGUGACCCUUUUGACCGCUACACGACUUAAUUUUCGGGCAACCUUUUGACAUUCAAAGUCAAGUACGUGUACUGGGAAUUCGCACAAUCAUUCAAUUCCUCGUUGCAUCGAGUGUCAAUGCCAAUUAAGCUGGAAGAAGAAGCUGCUUUGGAACGAGAUUUGUCAAGGGAAGACUCAGCAUCCAGUUCAAGAGGAAUUUCGGAUUUACCAUCGAACUCUGCAAUGACUUCAGUAGGAACAUUAGAGCCUUUUGACAUAAGUCAUCCGGAGAAUUGGUCCACAUACUACGCUAGGUUCAAGUUGUUCCUUCAGGCCAAUCACAUACGGACAGCUGAGCGUCAAAGGGCGAUUUUUUAACACUAGCCGGUGCGCCGCUUUAUAACCUGCUGUCGUCAUUGGCAUCCCCCCAAGAAGCGCGAUCAAAUGCCAAAUGAAACCUUUGCGGAAUAUGUAGCCGCCCUGAGAAAGCUUGCGGUCGAUUGCAAUUUUGGCGGUGCUUUAGAUCGCAUGCUGAGUGACUGUUUGGUGUGCGGUUUGCGCGACGAAUCCCUUAAACGAAACCUCCUCGCGGAGUCUGACCUCCAACUGCAGAAGGUCAUAGAACGGGCUACAUGCUACAUGGUGCAAAUGCUCGAUCUCAGUGCUCUCAUAGGGAAACAAUCUGUUCUGCAUGUGGUGUCAAGGGCCAUUUGCAAGGGAACUGCCGGCCAGUCAAUGCAGGUGCGGAACAUACGAAAGCUACGGACAAAAAUCGACACCAAGGUGGUAAGUCGAAACCACAGCCGAUCAAUCAGAUUUUAAUCUCACGGAGUCGUAAGAAAUCUACCACCAUAUACAUCAACCAAAAACCAUGUAAGUUUGAAGUGGAUUUAGGUUCAGAUUAUACUAUAGUAUCUUCUAAAACAUUCGACCAAUUAAGGCAGGGGGUUAAGCCGUUGCUAUACGAGUGCGGUCUUGAGUUGAGGGAUUUUCAACAUAAUGGUGUACUUAUCAGAGGUGUGUUAGAUGUUGACAUUGAGUACAACAAACGCCUAAUCAAAGACUUACCACUUAUCAUUGUAAAUGGUAGCCAAAGCAACGUGCUGGGUUGUAAUUGGUUUGAUGCGCUGGGCAUAAGCGUGCAGGGAGUGUUGGCAAUCAAACACAUUUUAGGCAAAUUUGAGCAUCUUUUUUCAAAAGAACUUGGCAAAUUCAGAGGGGAACUAGUUUCCUUACAAGUUAAAAACAACAUCCAACCCAUUAGGCUUCCCGCACGCCGUAUUCCAAUAGCUAUUCGUAGUCUUGUUGAAACUGAACUCGAUCGUUUGUGCGCUCAAGGUAUUUUUGAACCUGUCGAAUACUCUGACUGGGCAACGCCCAUCGUCCCAGUUCUCAAAAGCGAUGGAACCAUUAGAAUUUGUGGUGACUGCAAGUCUACCGUAAAUAAGGCCAUGUUGCCACACAAUUUCCAAAUUCCAUCUAAAAGCUCGCUUAUCUCUUCAAUAGAACGGGGAAAGAUCUUUGCUAAAUUCGAUCUCGCACAAGCGUACCAACAACUUGCCGUUGACGAACACUCUGCCAUGUUGCAAACCGUUGUGACACACAAAGGCGCAUUUAAAGUAAACCGUCUUCAAUUUGGCAUUUCGUCAGCUCCGGGAAUUUUUCAGAAUUUUAUUGACGUGCUCCUUCGGAAUAUUCCUUGUGUUUUACCGUAUUUCGACGAUGUAGUUGUAGUGAUACACAUUACUUGUUAAACACUUGUUCUUAAAAUACUUUGAAUUAUGAAAAUAUCUUGUUACAUUUAUUUAUGUACGAUCAAUUUUGAGUUGAAAAUUUUUA